Messenger RNA from Rotaria sp. Silwood1, 405 nucleotides. Lineage: Eukaryota; Metazoa; Rotifera; Eurotatoria; Philodinida; Philodinidae. The record is from the annotation of a GenBank genome assembly.
AUGAAUUCUCUUCUACUUGUGUUGGUGUUGGUUACCUUCGCUGUUAUCUGUAAUGCAAAAUGGCCAAGUGAAACUCAAUCUGCUUCCAGUGUGUUUCCAUCCUCUGGACAUAGUUGUGGAGGUAUUUCACCAUUAACUCGUUGGGCAAGAACAAGUCGAACAGACACAAUACGUAUGAAUAUUGAUACAAGUAGUUGUCAAUUUGAAAAUACUCCGAUGUAUUUCACGAGCAUAUCAGGUACUGCUGGUCAUUACCUUCUUGUUGGUGUUAAUGCAAUCUAUGAACCAAGCAAGAAUGGCUUCAUUAUUAAUGUUCACUCGACACGCAAUGAAUCAGCCGAUACACUCAUGGCUUGGUCAGCUCAAUAUAAAUGGAACGUCAAUUGGUUCGGCUUUUCACCUUGA